AUGGUCGGGUCCCAAAUGGAACAAGGCGACGUCACGCCUGGCUCUGCUGAGCUUGUGGUCGCUCAUAUCCGUGGCCAGGGACUUCAAGGGCUUCGCUGCGGGCACUUCCCUUGGUACGGCAUCAAAGCUGACCAAGAUAAAGACCGAUACCCAAGCCGUCUUGGCUUCUUUCACACAAUGGAAUCUGAGGAACGAAUCAGUUACCUCGAAACGAACAAAUUAUGCAUUGAUUGCCUCGACAUAGUCGUACCGGAUGGCUUCAACUUCUGGUCUAUGAUUGCCGAAGCCAGGCACAACACCAACUCUUCUCGUGAUGCCCUUGGUAUAUCUCCACUAGCAGCACCUCCGUCACCAAGAAACUAUCCCCCUCUAUUCCAAGUUACCGAAAGCGUCUCGGUAACCAUUCCCAUCCCAGACGUUCCUCAGGCCAAGGCGGCAUGGCAGUGGCUACAAAAAGAGCGGAAGCCCUUUUACAUGGACCAGCUGCACCUGACCAAGAAGUUGACGCCGCUGGCCAAAAGAACUGCUGAGACUGACGCUACGAUUGCAAGCCAUCACGGUACGUCUUUUAGUCACAGACAAACUCCGAAGCCUGCGGUUCGGUCUUGCCUUGGUCAGCCAACAGAGCCAGUUAGUGGGGGUUCUGCGAAGAUGCCAGGUCGCAGGUCGCAGUCAAAAAUCCCCGUUGAGACUAUUGAUGAUGCUAUACUAUCAAGUUGCACGCCCCUUGGGAAUAGCCCUUCACUCCUUGACAGGAAGAUUGAACCCUCAAGCUCGUCACACGACCCUAGUGAUGCACCUCCAUAUCCGGCCAGCACGGCGUCUCGGAGUCGUUCCGCAAGCAGCGGACACUCUUCUAGAGACAGCAAAGAUCUGUCUCAAUCAAAAACUAGGGCAUCAUCCAAAGCCGUCAAGUCGGGUAAACUUGUCCAAGAGUCGACCAAGAAGAAGGCCAAGACAUCGUGCUCCCUCCCAACCGCACCCGCAACCAGCUCAGUAUCAAUUCCUCUCGAGCAAUCAAUUAUUGCGGACAGCCAUGACAAGAAGAAAAGUCAAGACCCAUUGUCCACAGCCGACAGGUUGAACCUAUCUUCCACAAAGUUCACGCCCUCCUCUCCAACGAAAGAUGCGGUCGUGUCAACAGCAGGACAAAAGAGUGCUCCUCAUGGGCUCAACAUCCUUGGACAAGGACAAGAAGAAGCCAUCAAGGAGACUCCCAUCCCAGGCUUGCCACCAUCAGCGGCACUGGCAAAAAACAACUCAACACGCCCAAAGAUUGAAAAUGUCGCCCCGUACAAUAGCCUGGUGUUGUCGGCGCAGCUUUUGGCCAAGAAGCCGUCGUCUAAGCCACCAAAAGCCUCUGCCUGUCCGACCCAUACCAGGCACUGGAGCCAGCACAGCUCAACACACUUCUUCACCCUAGUUACCGAGCCUGAUCCAGAUGUAUCUGCGUUUGGAAGUCGUACAUUGCUCGAAUCGCUUGAAUCAAAGAUUGAUCGCGGCAAGAAGCGCGAAAAAUCCAACAGAGAAUACGGUACAGGAUCUGACAAGGCCACUGCCAAAAAGGAUACAGGCGCCAAGGAAAAGACUGUGGAUAAGGGAAUGGAUGGACGACAGGAACUCGCAAAGGGGAAAAAAGGAGCCAAAGACGAACCUAAGAAGGAGAAGACUAGGAAAGAGAAGACUGAGAAGGAGAAGACUGAGAAGGAAAAGACAACUCACCAGGCCGGCAGAGCUCCAUCUAGUGCAACUCGCGGAAUUGCGCUACCAGCCAAGCCUGAAAGCUCAACAAACCCUACGAAAGAGCACAAGCUCAUUGCCAAACCUGAUUCCAUGUCCAAACAUCACAACAGACCGGUGAAACCGCACUCCACCAAGCACGCCAAGGCGGCAGGUUCGACAGAGACUCGCGGAUUCGAUCUACGGGGAAAGCACGGGUCCGGCCGCUCUAGAAGCAAUAAUCAGCAAGAAAGUGCGCAGAGUGAUACAAAAAAAGACAAUGGGAAAACACCCAACCAUAUAAAGCACCGUCAUGGCCAUAAAGAGGGGUAUAGAGAGAAUGGCGCCCCUAAUCAGAGCAUUCUUGAAGACCCAAGACCUUCCACUAAUGGCACUCGAAAUUCUCUCAAACCAAGCGACAAACCCCAAGACUCGGAGGGUAAAAAUAACAACCAGGGGGAGAAGCCCCAAGAACCAGAGGGUAAAAAUAACAACCACGGCGAGAAGCCCCAAGAGCCAGAGGGCAAUAAUAAUAACCAGAGCGAGAAGCCCCAAGAGCCAGAGGGUAAAAAUAACAACCAGAGCGAGAAGCCCCAAGAGCCAAACAAUCAGGGCGGGAAGCCCCAAGAGCUAGAGGGUAAAAACAAUAACCACGGCGAGAAACCCCAAGACCAAGAGGGUAAUAAUAACAACCACGGCGAGAGGCCCCAAGACCCAAACAACCAGGGCGGGAAGCCCCAAGAGCCAGAGGUUAGCAGCCAGGCCGAGAAACCCCAGGACCCAGAGGUUAGCAGCCAGGCCGAGAAACCCCAGGACCCAGAGGUUAGCAGCCAGGCCGAGAAACCCCAGGACCCAGAGGUUAGCAGCCAGGCCGAGAAACCCCAGGACCCAGAGGUUAGCAGCCAGGCCGAGAAACCCCAGGACCCAGAGGUUAGCAGCCAGGCCGAGAAACCCCAGGACCCAGAGGUUAGCAGCCAGGCCGAGAAACCCCAGGACCCAGAGGUUAGCAGCCAGGCCGAGAAACCCCAGGACCCAGAGGUUAGCAGCCAGGCCGAGAAACCCCAGGACCCAGAGGUUAGCAGCCAGGCCGAGAAACCCCAGGACCCAGAGGUUAGCAGCCAGGCCGAGAAACCCCAGGACCCAGAGGUUAGCAGCCAGGCCGAGAAACCCCAGGACCCAGAGGUUAGCAGCCAGGGCGAGAAGCCCCAAGACCCAAAGACGGCGAGCGAGGGAUCCAAGGACCCAGAGGUUAGCAGCCAGGGCGAGAAGCCCCAAGACCCAAAGGUUAGCAUCCAGGGUGAGAAACCCCAAGACCCAGAGAGGUAUAAUAGCAACCAGAGCAAGGAAUCCAAGGACCUAGACGGCAAUAAUAGUAGCCAGGGGGAGAAGCCCAAGGACCCCGAGGGUUAUGAUAGCGACCAGAGCGAGGGAUCCAAGGACCCAGAGAGCGAGGGAUCCAAGGACCGAGACGGUAAUUAUAGCGACCAGAGCAACGAGGUUUCGUCGUCCGUCUCAACCGGCCCCGAUAACGAGGCCGAGCCCCUGGAAAAUGAGGGACGGCGGCUAUCGCCCUAUAUCAUCCGGCGUCAACUCAGUCUCUUAGCUGCUAAAAGUGGUUAUAAAAGCCACAGGCGCAGUUCGUCCAGAUUUAGUCACAGUUCUCGGUCCUCAAAUGGGUCUACUCAGCCACCCGGACAAGGCGAUUUUGAUAUGGCGUACGAUAAUGGCAGGACGUCACUGCAAUCCAGUUCCCAAAGAUUAUCUUCCAAAAUCCACGGCUGGGGCUCCAAAUCUCGUCGUUCAUCCAGUUCUGAGGCCAGUGACGAUGCUAGUUCUGAUGGGGCCAACGAUGAGAACGAUGCAUCUUCAGACGAUGAAGGAAAUGACAGUGACAGUGGCAGUGACAGUGACAAUGACAAUGGAAUCACCGACAAAGAGGAUAAAAAGAGCGACGAAGAAAGCGACGAGGACAUCAUUAGCAAUGACAGCCAGCCAGAUGUGGAUGAAACGAGUGGUUCUGAGAGCCAUAACGGCAGCGACGACAGCGAUGGCGGAAAUGACUCUGACAUGGGUAGUGAUGGCGACUCUUUGCAUCGCGACAUGAGCAGCAACUAUAACGAUGAGGAUGGCGGUGAUAAUUCCGAUAUCGACUGGAGCAAUAGCGGGCAGGAUUCUGAUUAUGAUUCUGAUAGUGGUAGAAACUACUAG
This is a messenger RNA of Metarhizium robertsii ARSEF 23, 3927 nucleotides long. Its product is annotated as Gram-positive signal peptide protein, YSIRK family. The transcript is spliced from 4 exons. The record is from RefSeq and is a predicted model, not a curated record. NCBI's taxonomy places the organism in Eukaryota, Fungi, Ascomycota, Sordariomycetes, Hypocreales, Clavicipitaceae. Bases 1 to 3927 code for a protein of 1308 amino acids.